AUGAGAACUCGACCACUGCUUUCCGCUCUAUCAAUCGCUUUAGGCGUAUCUGCAUUAUCUCACUCUAGUGUUGACAAUGCAGGAUCUAAUCCUUUGGACUUGAAAGAGCGAACUGUCGCGGAGAACGUGACAAAAAUUUGGACGCUGGAAAACAGCCAGAUUACUCUCAACUUCGCUACCGCUAUCAGUGGCUUUGCGUUGGCCAUUGCCGGAUCAUCGCAGCUACCAGCUCCGGAAGCAGCGGUUGUACUAUCCAGGCCGAGGUCGUGA
Molecule: messenger RNA, 270 nt
Organism: Penicillium taxi
Lineage: Eukaryota; Fungi; Ascomycota; Eurotiomycetes; Eurotiales; Aspergillaceae
Exons: 1
Coding region: 1-270 (89 amino acids)
Source: RefSeq, a predicted model, not a curated record